Messenger RNA from Lodderomyces theae, 1485 nucleotides. RefSeq lists its product as uncharacterized. The transcript has a single exon. The coding region runs from base 1 to 1485 and encodes 494 amino acids. Lineage: Eukaryota; Fungi; Ascomycota; Pichiomycetes; Serinales; Debaryomycetaceae. The record is from RefSeq and is a predicted model, not a curated record.
AUGUUUGAUAUAGACUACAUUGGGAUAAACCAGUUUGCUUACACGUUCAACAAACUUGUCAAUUCAAACAAUGCAAAUGUGUUUGCAGAUCAAUUGACUGAAAUGGCAACAGAAUGCCUCGAACUAAUGGACCAGUAUCAAGCAUUACACCCGUCGUAUAUACAAAUGCUUUCGUUUCUUAUGUCGCAAGGUGUUGAUAUCUCAAAAUACAACGACGAAUGGGUUCAUCGGUUGAACUCAUGGCUAGGAACUUAUACGUCUCAAUUGCGAAAGUACGAGAAUGAAACAAACUUGAGAGGAGAUGUAGCUACCGAGUUUUUUGAGAAAAUAAGAACAGUUGUGAUCGCAUUGACCAUCCAAACCAAAUAUCAGGAAGCACUAAACUAUUUGAACCGGUAUGCCUCUGUUGUGGAUUUCUCGUCCCAGCCAAAGACAAAGGGUCAAUUUCAGUGCAAUAGAUAUGUCGAGUACUUGUUUAUGAAGUUCAUCAUCAAUAUUUUCAGCUUAAUUUGGUUUCCUUUGGAUGACAAUGACUACACCAUUGCUGCUGGAAUGUAUGUUAAAGAUGGGGAUAAACUACUUUACUCAACUUCCUCGUUCAAGCCAUUAUCCAAAAUAUACAACAAUGUGGCUUCGUACCACAAGAAAAACAUUGCCUUAUUUGAAGAGAAUGAUGAUGAAAUGAGAUACUACUGGUUGGUGAGGUUUCUACAUCUCAGUUUGCUUUUCAAACAAUUUGAAUUUGUUGAGUUUCAAAAGGAGUUUUUUGAGUUGUUUGUUUCGCAGAAGGAGCCAACCAAGUACUUGUUUGCUGAUACUUUACUCAUAAAGAGAAACCUCCUCGUCAUGUACGCAAUAGUGCUAAUUUUUACCAAACCAUUCAACACACUCACAUCUAUAAACAUUGAAAAUGAGCAAUUAAUAGAUUCAUAUUAUAGAGACCCAGCCUCAAUCGAGUACAAGUUUUUCAAACGAGUGUUGAAGCCCUUGGGUAAGUUGGAUUUGCCUCAAGUGAGAGAAGCUCUUACAAAUAGCUCAUUUUUAUCCGAGCUAAUUGCAACAUUGGAAUACACAUUGCCAGUCUCAACAGCAAGAUUUCACAAUAAUUCAAAUUUCUUUAUAGAACAUAUGAAGUCUACAAUUGAUCUCAAGAUGUUUUUACUUUUCAUUUCAAAUUCAAGAUCCAUAUCAAGGCAACAGUUGCUAAGAUUGAUGGGAUAUGAUUUGGCCUCGACGAAUGAACUGGAGUUGAAUGAAAUUUCAAAUCAGUUGGUGGGGACAUUGUCCGCACUAAGUUUGGGGAGGGUAGGUAUCAAUUACCUAGCUGAUAAGCAGUUAUUUGUUAAUAAUGGGGGCGUGAAUAGCGCAGAUGAGGUGUCUAGAUUACAAGAUGAGAUCGACACCGUGCAGAAUGAGUUAAAGGGAGAGGCAUUGACUGUGUUGAUUGCAAACAUGGUUCUGGCGAGUAUUUACCAAGAGGAGUAA